Molecule: messenger RNA, 816 nt
Organism: Coccomyxa subellipsoidea C-169
Lineage: Eukaryota; Viridiplantae; Chlorophyta; Trebouxiophyceae; Coccomyxaceae
Product: Diphthine synthase
Exons: 6
Coding region: 1-816 (271 amino acids)
Biological process (GO): protein histidyl modification to diphthamide
Molecular function (GO): diphthine synthase activity
Source: RefSeq, a predicted model, not a curated record
AUGGUGCUGUACUUCAUUGGUUUGGGAUUGGCUGACGAGAGGGACAUCACUGUCAGGGGACUCGAGGCGGUGAGAGGGUGUAGUCGCAUCUACUUGGAGGCUUACACCUCAAUUCUCCUAGUACAGAAAGAGAAUUUGGAGAAGUACUAUGGCAAGGAAGUCAUUGUUGCAGACCGCGAAAUGGUUGAAAGCCAGGUGGAUGCGAUCCUCUCUGGCGCUGACAAGGAAGACGUAGCCUUCCUAGUCGUUGGCGAUCCCUUUGGGGCAACAACGCACACAGACCUUCAGCUGAGGGCGAAAGCGCUGGGAAUCCCUGUGAGUGUCAUUCAUAAUGCCUCCAUCAUGAAUGCUGUCGGUGCCUGCGGUCUGCAGCUGUACCGCUAUGGAGAGGCUGUUUCCAUAGUAUUUUUCACCGAAAGCUGGCGGCCGGACAGCUUCUAUCCGAGGAUAGCUGCAAACAGGCAGCGCGGCCUCCACACGCUGUGCUUGCUGGACAUCAAGGUCAAGGAGCCAUCCCUGGAGUCCUUGGCGCGCGGCCGCAAGGUGUAUGAGCCAGCGAGGUACAUGACAGUGAACACAGCGAUAGAGCAGCUGCUGGAAAUUGAGGAGGAUCGCAAGGAGGGGGCUUAUGGGCCAGACACGCUGUGUGUGGGCGUGGCACGGAUAGGCUCGGACACUCAGCAGAUUGUGGCUGGAACAAUGUCUGAGCUGGCAGGAGUUGACUUUGGACCUCCGCUGCACUCGCUCAUCAUUGCCGGCGAGACCCAUGUGAUUGAACAGGAGAUACUUGCGCAGUACAGGACACAGCCAUUCUGA